GACAGAGGCAACACCAUCACUUGGUUUCCUGAAUCAACAACCUCACUACUUGUUUGACAACUAGGUUAAUCAAAAGGCAAUGCAUUUCUGGCUUUAAGGAUCAGUUACUGUGACUAUUUUAUGUUUUAAUAUAACUGGACUUAGAAGAUUGUUGUGUGAAGAGACAUGGAGGCGGUGUUUGGACUAGUGUUGGUGAUGUUAACAGGAGUGUCUCAUGCCACAGACAUGGUGACCACCUGUAAUGCUACUCAUAACUCAUCCCAGUGUUCCGUGGUUCUGAAUGGAACUCUGAAUCUCCAGCUGAUGACCAAUGCGAGUGGAUGUGAAUUGUUGUUUAAAAAGAACCUCAUCGAUGGUCCCACACUGAUAUUCUCACUGAAAAGAAACAAGGUGACCUUUAGGGGAACGAGUGAAAAAAGAUCAAAGUUCUUUAUCAACAAUGGGACCUUAAGGUUAACCAAUGUGGAGAGGACUGAUUCUGGGCAAUACCUUGCGGAGAUCUACAAUUCCAAUGGGUUACUUCUGGGAACCAGACGAGUACAACUGGACAUUGAAGGACCAGGUUUACCCAUGGUGCUCAUCUUGGGGUCAGGUUCAGCUGUUGGUCUCCUCCUAGCAGUGACGCUGGUAGCCUGCUGUAUUCAGAGGAGAAGGAGAAGUCCAGCACCACAGAUGCAGAACUAAGGACCUCAGCCUUCAGAAUGAGGAAAGCGGUGACCAAACCUGUGAUUCUUGCUAACAGAGGGGAGAUAGAGGUUUAGGACUCAUUAGUAGGCUUCCAGAGAGUAGUUAUUGAUAAGUAACUAGAAUGGAGACAAAAUACUCAUUCCUUUUUCAAAACAGCCUAAACAAUUUCCUUCGUUUUCUGUGUGUGCAUUAAUUAACUUCUAAUAAAUAUUUUUAUGGUA
This is a messenger RNA of Oncorhynchus masou masou (cherry salmon), 908 nucleotides long. RefSeq lists its product as uncharacterized. Lineage: Eukaryota; Metazoa; Chordata; Actinopteri; Salmoniformes; Salmonidae. The transcript is spliced from 4 exons. The record is from RefSeq and is a predicted model, not a curated record. The coding region runs from base 166 to 684 and encodes 172 amino acids.